AUGCAUUUCUCAAUAACAUCUAUACCCUCCAUCCUCCUCCUCGCCACGACAGCUAUCUGCUCGUCCCUAACAAUCACCAUCCCACCGUCCAACCUUCUCCCAAAUCCCAACGUCCUCCCAGCAGGCACACACGCAACCCUCACCUCCCUCCCCUCCUCCUCCCAAGACCAAGCAACCCGCAAUGCCCUCCUGACUGCACCCCUCACCCGCUCCGCAACCUUCGUCUUCCGCAAUCUCCAGCCGUCGACUCCCGCCCAGCCCGCGUCGUACCUGCUCGACAUCCGCUCCGCGGAAUACGUGUUCGCUCCGUAUCGCGUCGACGUCGCGGCUGAUGGUAAGGUGAUGGGCGUGUGGGAGACGUUCCGGGGUAAUCCUUGGGAUAAUCGCGGCGCAGAGAAGUUCAAUGCUGUCGAUGCUGCUGCGAGAAAGGAUGUGACGGUGGAGACGAAGUUGUUGGCCAAGAGGGGGUUUUAUGAGCAGAGGUCGAGCUUCUCGCCGUUGUCGUUGGUCAAGAACCCGAUGAUUCUGCUUGCGCUGGUGGCGCUGGGUUUUAUGUUUGGAAUGCCCAAGCUUAUGGAGAACAUGGACCCCGAAAUGCGCGCCGAAUUCGAAAAGCACUCCCGCUCUUCUCCCAUCACUGGCGGUGCUCGGAGUGCCAUGUCUGGUGGUGGUGGUGGUGGUGGUGGUGGUCCGGGAAACUUUGAUCUUGCCGGAUGGAUGGCCGGAACAGCACCGGGGCCA
Messenger RNA from Aspergillus glaucus CBS 516.65, 741 nucleotides. RefSeq lists its product as uncharacterized. The annotation marks the transcript as partial. The transcript has 3 exons. The record is from RefSeq and is a predicted model, not a curated record. Gene Ontology annotation, cellular component: EMC complex. NCBI's taxonomy places the organism in Eukaryota, Fungi, Ascomycota, Eurotiomycetes, Eurotiales, Aspergillaceae.